AACUAGUAGCUUCCAAAAGGAGAAAGAAUAUAAAACUAUAUUCAACCAUAGUUGUAUAUCAAGAACCAAACCGAUCAUGUCUCACAUAGCUGUUGAGAGGAACAGAAGAAGACAGAUGAAUGAACAUCUCAAGGUUUUAAGGUCGUUGACCCCUUGUUUCUAUAUUAAAAGGGGAGACCAAGCAUCAAUAAUAGGGGGAGUUAUAGAAUUCAUCAAUGAAUUGCAUCAAGUUCUUCAAGCAUUAGAAUCCCAAAAGAGAAGGAAGAGUUUAAGCCCUAGCCCAGGUCCGAGUCCAAAAACACUGCAGCCAACACUUCAUCAAUUUGAUAUCUCCUCCGGAGGAAUUGGGACUAAUAAUGCUUUCAAGGAACUAGGAGCAAGCUGCAACUCUUCAAUUGCAGAUGUAGAAGUGAAAAUUUCGGGUCCAAAUGUGAUUUUGAAAGUGAUUUCUCAAAGAAUUCCUGGUCAAGUUUCAAGGAUUAUAACUGUUUUAGAAAGUCUUUCAUUUGAAGUUCUUCAUCUUAACAUCAGUAGCAUGGAAGAGACCGUUCUAUACCAAUUUGUGGUCAAGAUAGAGCUGGGAUGUCAGCUAAGUUUGGAGGAGCUAGCUAUGGAAGUACAACAAAGCUUUUCUUCAGAGGCUAUGAAGUUGACUGCUGUUUAACGAGAUAUUGCAUUUCAAAAGAGACUGUAUCGAUUUACAAUCGUGUACUGUUGUCAUAAAAUAAAAGCAUGUGCGUGACAUGCACAGAAACUACUUCUCCAGUUACUAUAAAUAUAUUAGGUUAUAAUUGUGUCAUAAACUUCAUGACAAUGGAAAAUUUAAUGUUUCUCAAUAUAUGGUAAUAUAUGCGUGCGUGUAUUAUGUUUUUGCUUAUGAUCUGAUUCACGUACUCACUCGAUGAUACCAAUAGAAAGUAUGUAAGUUUAAAAAUUAUAUUAGAGUUGUGUGCAUUUCUUUUCUGUA
Molecule: messenger RNA, 967 nt
Organism: Medicago truncatula (barrel medic)
Lineage: Eukaryota; Viridiplantae; Streptophyta; Magnoliopsida; Fabales; Fabaceae
Product: transcription factor MUTE
Exons: 3
Coding region: 77-664 (195 amino acids)
Biological process (GO): positive regulation of DNA-templated transcription; stomatal complex development; guard cell differentiation
Cellular component (GO): nucleus
Molecular function (GO): protein dimerization activity; DNA-binding transcription factor activity
Source: RefSeq, a predicted model, not a curated record